UGGGUUACGAAGGGGCAGACGAUGCCGAAUUCGAAUGGCAAUUUCCUCAUGGAGUGCAAGCUGUGUGGUCAGGGUUUUCAGGGGAGCCAGACGAAAGCCGCACARCACUUCAYGAUCAAGAACAAUUGCCCCAAAAUCUYYGUGGAGCAGAUGGCGGAGAUAUGGAACAAGACAAAGUACGGGUUCGAUCCAAGCCAUGCACGGAAGAUCAUGGACUUUCUGAAGUCUCGUGGGUUGCGAGACAACAGAUGUAGAUCGGGGAGGGAGCCGGCGGGGAAUGAGGAGUUUGAGGACAGCGAGGAGGAGAGGAGGGCGGUCGAGGGUGGAGAUGAUGAUGGUGAGAGUGAUGCAGAGGACAUGGAGGUGCGGCGAGAGGUGGAGCGCGCCAGGGGAAAGUUGAGGAAGGAGAAGGCCGUUGACGAGGACAGCACCCCUAACGAGGACGCCGAUGACGAUGAUGACGAUGAGGGAGCAGACCUUGGGGCCUCUCUGGAUGGGGGGUUGAUGGGCGAUGGCCGUCGUGGCCAAGAGGGGGCAGCUAGGGCGAUGAAGGAGGCUGUGGGAUCGAAGAAGAGAAAGAGGAAGGCGAAGAUGACUACCACUGAGGCGAGAUCAGCACCUUCUGAGCCCAAAAAGAGCAGAGUUCUUCGACAGACGUCCAUGCUGGAGACCUUCGAUCCAGUGUGGCAACGAGAAUUCUCGGACUCCGUCCUGCAGUGGUGGGACAUUGAGGCGACGGGAGCGACCAUCCUCACGGAUGGUCGCAAGUCCAUCACGAGCGACCAGAUAGUCAACUUCCUUGCUGCUGGUCCCACGGGCGCGUACCUUUUCAUAACUGUGCAGCGGGAUGGUGCUCUUCAGGAGACAGCAGAGGCCGUAGUGGAGCGAUGGAAGGACGUGUUCGACAAGUUUGGUGUCGACAAGGUGAACGCCAUUUGUACUGAUUCCGCGUCUGCGUAUGUUGCUGCGUCCAAGCUCCUCGCCCAGGAGGAAGUCAAGAACAACCGCAUCACUUGGCUUUCGUGUGCGGUCCAUGUCUGCAACUUGUUGUUGUCAGACAUCGCGAAGGAUGGGCACGACGGGAGCCUCGGAAAGAGGGAGGACACCAUCAUCAGGGCUCGAGCUGUCGUGCGUUUCAUCAGAGAGCGCGGGGCGGCUUUGAGCCUUUAUCGAUGGUUCUCUGCCGCCCACCCCUCUUCCGCCUCCGCGGCGGCUGGUGGUUCGAGCUCUGCGCCACCCUCGUCUCAGCGAGCGUUGAAGGCGUUGAUUAUGAGCGACGAUUGGCUGCGGACUGCAUGGAGGAGGUCCAUUUUUCUGCAGGCCAGAUGGGUGCGUCAUCAGGUGCGGUACGCGCCAUUCUGGGAGCACGUGGAGGACAUCGUGGCGCUCAUGACGCCUGUAAUGCUGUUGCUACGGCGUCUGGACAGAGGGGGUCGCAUGAUGACUCGCAUGUGGUCGUGGGGUUUUAUCAUGGUCGACAGGGUGGCGAGAGCAAGCCUUAACAGGACGUCGAAGGACGAGCUCCACAUCGUUGUUCAGGCUUGUCAGGCGCGGGUCGCUCAUUUGUUGGAGCCCGCACAUUGCAUGGCCCACCUCCUCAAUCCGCGGCAGAGGAGCAUUACUUUUUUUGGAGCGGCGAGGCGUACCGACCACGAGCGGAUACUGGCAGACGAGUCGUUGCGAUACCUUCGCCAGCAGACUGGUGGUGACGAGGAUUUGUAUCAGACGUUGCGCACGCAGCUGGCGGAGUUUUAUUCUCGGGAGGGCGAUUGGACGUAUGGAGGGGCCGAGGGAGAAAGGGAUGCGGCUGCCUGCAAAGGGGAGAAGGAGACGUCACAGGUGGGGCAGUGGUGGGUUCAGCACGGAGACGGGGUCCCUCUCCUUCAGAGCAUCGCCAUUCGCUUGUCGCACACACGGACGUGCGCCUCUCCGGCGGAGAGGAAUUGGGCCGUCCAUGAGCGUGUUCAGGUGAAGAGGCGCAAUCAGCUUGGUUUCAUCAAGCUGACUCGUUUGGUGGAGAUAUCCACCAACUUGAGAUUGAGUCGUUGUCAGGGGAUGGGUUCUGGGUACGUUCUUCCAUGGGAGGAUGCUGAGGAGGAGACAGAGGACGCUAUUCCUCCGCCUCGUGAUGAGGGUGUUCGGCCGGCUGACCGAGUCACCGAGGCACAGCGCGACCGGCAGGUCCAGCGCGGGCGGAAGGAUCGCCUUUCAAAGGCACCUCCCGGCGUCGCGACGUAUUUCGGUCAUCGCGCCACGGUGCUCAUGGCGCAUGAGUUGGAGUCGGUGUACGAUCCCGAGCCUAAUCCCAUGGCUCAGAACGCGAUGGAGGCCGAGCCGUGGUCCGAUCCGGACGACCUGGCCGUGGAAUCAGAGCCAGGAGGUUCUAAUGACGAUGACGACGACACUCCUCUCUUCCAGAUUCCGCGUCCUCGCACACGUGCGUCCACGGCGGCCGCUGCACCGUGUCCCGCAGCACGCCCUCCUUCGAGUGCUCCCGACGUCUCACAGCCAGGCCCGGCGGACCGUGUCGAGAGCAGUACGCCACACCCUUCGACCGAUCGUCGCGAACAGGGAGGGACUUGCGAGCGUGUCGACGAGGGAGACGACGGCGAUGGCGACGAUAGGGAGGGAUAUGAGGGCAGCAGUGAGGAGGAGGAUGAUCCCUGUUAUUCCCCGAAACGCGGACAUGGUGACGACGACGACAACGAGGGCGGCGACAGUGGACAGGCUGUGGGUGGUUUGCGGAAGUCCGAGAGACAGCGUGGCGACCGAUGCAGUGGUGCAGGCAGGGGAGGCAGCAGGCCGGGUGUUGGGGGUGCAGGGCGCACAGGUGGUGCAGGGCGUGCUGGCACAGGAAAAGUAAGGCGAGAGUCUGCAUCGUCCACACACACUGUGCAUUGGGUUGAUGAGGAGAGGCCCGCUGAGGCAGCUGUGGUUGCUCCCUCCCCUAUGGAGGUUGCUCCCUCCCCUGCAGAGUUCGCUGCGGCAUUUGGGGAGGUUGCUCCCUCCCCUACAGAGUUCGCUGCGGUGUCUGCAGAGGGCGCAGCGGCGUCUGCGGAGGGUCCAGGCAUUUUGCGGGUGGUAGUGGCGAUGCUGGAGAGGUUUGGAGGCCAUCUGCACAGGUGGGAGCGGGCGACAGAGUCAGAGCAGGACAGGAUCGACCGCGAGGAGAGGAGGAGGGCGCAGGGGUUGGCUAGCCGCUGUGAGAUGACGCGGAGUGUUGCAUCGAGGGCACGUGUAGCGCGGAUGCUCGAGACGGGCGUUGAGGCAGGUGAUGCAGAGGGCGAGUGCGACACUGCGGGCAUAGGGGAUGCGGGCGAGAGACUUGCGUCGCCAGUUCAGGGUGUUUGCGUUUUGCCUCUCGGUGGGGCCAUGCCGGCGGGGGAGUUGGAGCGGCAGGCACGGGAGGACCCGUUGCAGGCAGAUCACCGGGGACGGAUGACCAAGGCAUCGAGGAGACUGAUGGCAGAGGCCCUGGCCUACGUGCCUUGCAGCCCGUCAGUGCCAUCGUCCACCACAGGUGUCAGCACACCCGCAUAUGUGGAGGGCACAGUCGCGGCAGAGGCGGUACGAGGCCCCUCGCCAACCCCUGCCGGGGAGUCUCCUUCUCCUCAGUCACGGAAGAAGAAGAUGAGAGCAGGGAAAAAUCUUAACGCAGCAGGAUGGCAGGAGAGGGUCUCCGACCGAGCGACGGAUCAGCCCAUGAGCGCACCUGCUGAGGCGACGUUGCCACACACUGCAGGGCGUACAGCGGGCACCGGCGACCACGCCGAGCACAGUGCGCCCCCCGGGAGGAGCAUGGCUGCACGUAUAUUGCAGGAGGAUGUGAGGGCAUCGACAGUGCAGCGACCAUCACAGGCGCCAGUCGUUUGGGAGUCUGGCACAGACGAUUUGGAGAUGCCUUAUAGCCAGCGGAGGAGGGUUUCCGUGUAUGAUCUUCUUCGAGCACAGGGAGGGGUUGAGGCAGCGCCACAGGGGGAGAUUCAUGCUCCGGAUACUACGCACGCGCCGGCAGGCGGCACAGGUCGUGGGGAUGGUGUGAUAGGUGUGGUGCCGCAGAGGAGGAGGAAGGACAUUGUGGACAACGAUGAUGCAUAGUUCCACCAUUAGUCUUCUUUCAUCCUCUAAUUCGUAGCAGUGUACAAUAUAUUUAGUGCUUGAGACGAGGCCUUGUGUUCGUAGGAGUGGUCUGUGCAAGUCGUCAUGACUGCAUUUGUAUUUGUAUAGGUGGUUAGACUAUUGUAUACUAUUUCCAUGCACGGGUGCAGUUUGUUUUGUUUCUUGUUUUAUUUUAUCAUCGAUGUUGUAGAGGAUUGCACUUUUUUGAGUAUUUCUUCAGACACGGGCUCAGUAGGUGCAGUGCUCACAGUU
Molecule: messenger RNA, 4371 nt
Organism: Chara braunii
Lineage: Eukaryota; Viridiplantae; Streptophyta; Charophyceae; Charales; Characeae
Source: the annotation of a GenBank genome assembly